UUCAUCUGGGGGAUUCGGAUGGGAGAGAAUGAAGGAUUCGUGCCGGAUCAGUGCAUGAAAAUUUGAUCGGUGGUGUUGAUCACUCAAUUAUAUCAAUAUGCACAGCAUAGCUUGUCAAUUUCAAUUUCAUUUUCCAUUUCGUUUGAAUUUUUUUAUAUUCUGCUGAAAUUUUCAAGCUUGGGGUUGUGAUAGACGACGCAUGGCAAAUACUAGCUUCAGGAGUUUAGUGCCUAUCGGAAAACAAUCCUUUCUUCCUCCAAAAUGCCCCGUUCCAACCCUAUCCCCUUUUUAUGAUGACCAUGGAGCCACAGGAUCAAGGGGCAUUCCUAAUGCAAACCAUCGGCGCACUUCAUCGGAGAGUUUUCUUAUUGAUGAGCAACCUCCUUGGCUUGAUGAUUUGCUUAAUGAACCUGAGAGUCCUGUGAAGAGAGGAUCUCAUCGUCGCUCAUCUAGUGAUUCUUUUGCAUAUCUGAGUGGGGCUAAGGUAUCUUCUGGUAUCACUAACCUAGCCUUGGAGGGCUGCGGGCAGAGCACUGUUGCCACACUAUGUCCAUGGGGGUUGAAUGAACUUGAUAACCAAAGAGACAUAAAUCAUUAUCCAUACUAUGUGGAGAACAAUUCAUCUGGGAGGCCGCAACAUAGAGAGUGUGAGUCUACAACAACUAUGGGCAGUAUUACACUGGGAAAGAAUAAGAUUGUGCAUAGUAGAGCAUACCCUGUUCCAAGAGAACGCAAUGUAGUGCCAUCUGAUAGUGAUGAGAAGAAAGACCAGCAGGGAUCUUCCAACUAUCCAAAAUGCCCCUCAGACAAGGAAGAUUCCUUCUCUAAGCAGUAUGCAGCUGAUCCAAGGAGUGCUAAACAGCAGUUUGCUCGGCGCUCUCGGGUUCGGAAGCUUCAGUACAUUGCAGAGCUAGAGAGAAAUGUUCAAGCCUUACAGGCAGAAGGCUCAGGGAUUUCAGCUGAACUGGAGUUUCUGGAUCGACAAAAUCUUAUUUUGAACUUAGAGAACAAAGCGUUGAAGCAGCGUCUUGACAGUCUAUCCCAGGAGCAGCUUUUUAAACGCUUCCAGCAAGAGAUGCUAGAACAAGAGGUUGCUCACCUUCGAAUAUUUUAUCAGCAACAUCAGGCGGCUCCCUUACAUGGACACAGGAGGAGUACAGACCUUGAUUCCCAAUUUGCCAAUCUCUCCUUGAAGCACAAUGACACGGAUGCUGGACCUGACCCAGUCACAAACCCUCUUCACAUUUGAAUUUUCAUCUACUCUUCCUAACACUUGCUCAUAUUAUCAUGCUUGGUCUCCUUAUCCACCUUUCUGUGGCAGACUCCAGAUAUGGCAUGGAGAAGCAGGAUGGGAACAUCAAAGACGGAUAAUAUCCGAAAGUUUGAUAACUUGGGAACUGGGUUAUUGAUUCGUUUUCUCAUUUGCUUUUGUGCUGCACCUCAUGGUCAUGUUCAGCCCACGUCCGUUGGUGACGCUCGACCAGUUGGUGGUGUUAGGCUCUACGGUUCCUGAUUUUUCUGUCUUUAUAUCUUAUAAGUCUCCAACUCCUCUUUUUUUUUCCCUUCCUGUUUCACUUGAGAAUCCAUUAUUGCUAGCUCAAUUGUCCGACAUUUGAAUUCUUGCAGUUCCAUGAAGGGUAUGUAAAAUGUCUACAACAUGGAAUAACUUUCAUUGUAUGUGAUUAUGUUGCAUCAUUAUGCAAGAGAAAGUAGGAAGCUUCAACAACAUUAUGGAAUUCUCUUAUAUAUUCUGAAAAAAAUUGCAGUCAUUCUCUU
Messenger RNA from Musa acuminata subsp. malaccensis (wild Malaysian banana), 1776 nucleotides. The record is from RefSeq and is a predicted model, not a curated record. Lineage: Eukaryota; Viridiplantae; Streptophyta; Magnoliopsida; Zingiberales; Musaceae.